Aplysia californica (California sea hare) is the source of this 2351-nucleotide messenger RNA. RefSeq names its product signal peptidase complex subunit 1. The record is from RefSeq and is a predicted model, not a curated record. Lineage: Eukaryota; Metazoa; Mollusca; Gastropoda; Aplysiida; Aplysiidae. Bases 105 to 461 code for a protein of 118 amino acids. Gene Ontology annotation, cellular component: endoplasmic reticulum membrane; signal peptidase complex. Gene Ontology annotation, biological process: protein targeting to ER. The transcript is spliced from 4 exons.
UUUGGCAUUGUGUACUUCCGUUUGUGAAAGCAACGUCAGUCUUCGAACAGCUGUAUCAAAACUUGUCUUUUACGUUUGUACGAGGCGAUACUCCAAAAUCAAAGAUGAAUUAUAUUGAGUCACUCCUACCGGAAUCAAUAAAAAGCAUUCCUACUCACAUGGACUUUGAUGGCCAGCGGAGAGCUGAACGAUAUUUUCAGGUCAUCAUAGUGCUGUACGCGAUUGUUGGCUUCGUCUGGGGAUACGCCACGCAGUCAUUCUCUCAGACCUUGUACAUCCUCUUUGCUGGAGUUUUCCUUUCUUCUGUGCUGACACUUGUGCCGUGGAAGAUGUACCGCAGCCAGCCGCUACAGUGGCAGCCAGCGCGCGUGGAGCAGGACAGCGCGACCCCCAGCCCCCCCGCCGUGACCGGGAACCCUGGCUCUCAGAGCAAGUCCAAGAAGAAGAAGAUCAAAGAGUAAACUCUGGACGGGUGGAUGGAUGGGAUAGGUGCUGAUGUUUUAGAUUGAUGAGAUAGAUGAUGAUGUCUUGGAUAAAACAGAUAGGUGGGGAUGUCAUGGAUAAAACUGAAAUAUGGGGAUGUCAUGGAUAAAACUGAUAUAUGGGGAUGUCUUGGAUAAAACAGAUAGAUGGGGAUGUCUUGGAUAAAACAGAUAAAUGGGGAUGUCAUGGAUAAGACAGAUAGAUGGGGAUGUCAUGGAUAAAACAAAUAGGUGGGGAUGUCUUGGAUAAAACAGAUAUAUAUGGGAAUGUUUUGGAUAAAACAGAUAGAUGGGGAUGUCAUGGAUAAAACAUAUAGAUGGGGAUGUUUUGGAUAAAACAGAUAGAUGGGGAUAUCUUGGAUAAAACAGAUAGGUGGUGAUGUUUUGAUUGAUGAGGGAAGUGGUGGUGUUUUGGAUGGAUGAGGUAGAUGGGGAUGUUUUGGAUAGAUGAGAAAGAUGCUGAUGUAUUGAAGAGAGACAUAGCAUGUGUAUGACAAGGAAAAUCUGGUGUUUGUAAUUGAUGUCUAUUGGCACAGUGAGGUUUUUAGUAUUUUGUUUGUUUCGGGGGGGGGGAUAAAAUUUGAGUGUGAAAAUCUGUGUGAGAGGUUUAGUCAUGAAAUAUUUUGUGUGAUAUAUUGAUCUAUGGUUAUAAUGGAAUGUUGUGAUUGUGCUUUAAAAAUUAAUUUUUUUAAAAAACAUUUAGUUUUGGUUUUGGGAAAUGUUAUACGGUAUGUGUUCAUUUGUUAGGAAAAGUGGUCACAGUGAUGGUACACUCCUAUCUGUUAGCCUAAAAUUCCAUUCUAUAAAAGUUGAACUUAUUUUUUUGUUUUUGUAGUUGAUGUUCGAGUUAUUUCAAGCUGUUAAUUAAUGAGUUCAGCAAAAGUAAAAGAAUUUAGAGCUACUGAAAGUUCUUGCCACUAUAGAUAGCAGUGAUAAUUGAAUGCAGAAGAAGAAGAAGACUGUGUAGUCUACCUGUAAAGUUUCACUAGAAUUAGCAUAGUAUAGUUUAGCACAGUGAAAUUGGUAGUGUACAGAAAUCUUUUUAAAUUGUUAUAUAUGAAUUCAGCUAAGUACGUGUUUUAAAUGCACAGAAUAUACAUCUAUAAAAAAAAUGUGCGACCUGAAUAUCUGCUGUCUAUGCGUUUUCUCGACUAGUUUGACCUGACAUCAUUUCCCGUCUUAGUCUCUUCUGCUGCUUGGGAAUCAACUGGUAUGUCAGUUUCUGCAAUAUCUCCAGCAUUCUUCUCAGCCGUUGAGUUUGAUGGAUUGUGCAGACUCAGGUUUUAGUGCAUAUUUUGUGAAAACGCUGUGAAAUUUACAAGAAGAGAAUUGACUGGUGGCCAACACUUCCCUCAGUGAUGUGUUUUCAACAGUAUGUAAUACCAGUACUGUUUCUGCCAAUGUAAUGGUCAUCAUGAGACAUUGAUGAAAGAGUUUUUUAUUAUAAUUAUUAUAAUAAAUGUGAGGCAUCGUGGUGAAAUCAGGUGCUUGUCAAAAUAAUGAAAUCAAAGAAACCGCCAUUUUUCUGCCUGUUUGGCAGUUUUUAUUGAAUAUUCGUUUUUUGGCUCAACACCGAUUAUGUCCUUGUUAAAACAUAUUUCUGUGUGGAUUUUACGGAAAUAUGAUGAUUAAAGGCACAAGAGAUGUAAAUGGUUGAAAUCUUUGUUGUGUUUCUUCAAGUACUAAUGUGUUAAUGAAUCGUUGUAUGUCUACAUGUACUGAUGUGUUAAUGAAUCGUUGUGUGUCUACUAGUACUGAUGUGUCAAUGAAUGAAUCGUUGUUGUGUGUCUACAAGUACUGAUGUGUUUACAUUGCUGUAUUACUUCCUUAUUAUUUAUUUCCAAUAAAAAUUUUGGUAAUGGAUUAAUA